AUGCCAACAACACCAUCUCAGCAGUCUCCAUCCCAUCAGCGCUCUGUGAUUCGGGAUGGAUUGAAUCGAGAGAAUGAAGAGAACUCGGAAGAAGAAGAAAUUGAUGAAGAAUAUUCAGAAGAUGAAGAAGAAACGAGUAUUGAGGACAGCACCUUCAACGAAGAUAACGACACAUCAGCCGAAAUGGUGUUGAGGAAAAAGUUUUGGGCAAACUUUGAAAGAAAAAAAGGAACCCCUGUGAACUCCGAUAUUUAUUUAGUCAUUGACGAAGUAAAUGACAAGAGAGUAGAUCUCGACCAAUAUAUUCAACAGCUAGACAAAAUCAAAUGUAUCAAAAGGUACACUCCAUACACAGUGGUGAUACACCAAGCAACAAAUAUUAAUGUACCACAUGAGGAACUAAAAAAAUUCGGCGAGCAUUCUAUUACGGUUGACUAUAGAUUAUCAGGAACCUUAUUUCAUACUCAUACCAAAACGUGGCUCAGCAGAACAUUUUAUGGACCAUAUGUCGGUAGAAAUUUCGUGAGGCAGGUCAAAAAGGACCACCAAAAAAUUCAAGAAAGCGUUGAAUUUGAAAUGCCUCUAUUUUUCUCUAGCAAUAUUGUGGAUGAAUCGGUCGUACUAGUCUUAGAAGUCAUUACAGCAUUUAGACAAAAAUCAACAAUUGUCCAUGAAUUUUCGUCCGCCUGGACAAUAUUAAGGAUUUUUAAAGAAACAAAAUAUGGCAAGUCUGUUGACACCAUUCCUCACCUAAUGUCAUAUGUUAAUGACGAAAAUUUUAAUGUUUCUAGAGAAUGCUUUACAUUCGAAGGAUCACCUAGGGUUUUAAGCUUUGUUGCAGAGCCUCUCGAGGAUCAACUGACAAAGAAAACAUACACAAAAAUAAGUUACUCCUUUUUCACUCACCCUGAGUUGAAAACAAGUGGAGCUGUAAAUUACUUUAGGCCUAACGAUAUUGUGUGCCAAAAAGAUUUUAUUCCUGGAAUCAGAUAUAAUUCAUCAAAGUGUAUUACAGAUUUGGUAAAUCCAAGUCUGUCCGAUGCUUUUCAGGCCAACAUUGUAGAUAUCCAAUUUACUUUACCAAUUCAGUUUGAACAAAAAAUUCUAAGUUAUAUGAAAGAUCAACGACGAAAGGAACACGGAGAAUUUGUCAACAAUGAAAAGGAAGUUUCCUUGGUGAAAAGAGUACUGAGUAUUGGUUCUCAUAAUACCUUUACGUACAUCCAAGGACCAUCAGAGUCGACCUUAGUUCCUGUUAAGAAUGACAUGUCGGGAGAGGUUGCAAGCUUGAGGCUCGACAAUAAUUUUUCCUUAAAGGUUGUGAAGCAGGAAUUGUGUGCUAUCAUUUUUGAAGUUCACUAUAUUUUUGAGGUACCAUUACCUCUAGGUGAAUUCAAGAGAUCAUUCAUGGAUAAACUAACAGGAAGCAACAAAAACAAAAAGACUGUUCCAGAAAUUGACUUUACAACUUAUAGUGUUUCAGUGGGGUAUUGCUUAUUUUUCCCUAACCUCAAGAAGUUUGGCAAAAUCGAGCAGGAAGUCAUAUGUUCACCCGGACUUAGUUUUUUGGGAAAACCUGUGUUCAAAGCAUCAAAUUUGGUGACAGAGCAGCAGGAUCAAAAGUUCACACUUCAAUUUAAUUACUUUAGCGUUUCGAACGGAGAUGUAGAGGAAAAAAUUGUGAAGGAAGAAAAAAAGAAACUGGUGAAGCAACAAUCCCUAAAGGAUGAAAUUCAAAACACUUCUCCACCUCCAAAAGUCGGAGCUGCUUCCCAUCCAAUUGAGGAAGAUGUCGCAGUAAUUCCGACAGAACCUCAACAAAUUGAAGACCCCGCUGUACUUCCACCAGAAAUUGCAGACGAAAGUCUCAAUGAACAAUUGCCGUCAACUCCUAAAAAUAACAAAGAGCAAUCAGAUUAUAUACUAGAACAGUUAAGCUCUCCAGGGUCUGACCUUGAUGCUCUUUCUGUUCCUGCUAUUAACCACUACCAUGAGGAGAAAGUUGAACUCGGUAGAUCUAGAAAUCUUACUAAAGAAAUUAAACAACUCAUGAACAGCCUGAAAUUCAAUGUUGUGGAAGAUAUGAACGGAAGAAGGCUAAUAGGCGACGGGAAAGAGUCAAGCAUUGACAAUCAUAUGGAGCUACAGUCUCAUAACAUGUAUUUCAACUUUCUUUCAUUUAUGCCAAAAAAGAGCCAAAACAUACCAAAAUCUAUUUACUUCAAGUUUCAAUUCUUCACAUUUUCACAAACCGAUACGAGCAAAACGCCUCUGUAUCUAGUGGAGCCUACCUCAUUUGAAGAGAACGAUGUUUAUGUGCUAUCUUUAAAGAAUCAAAAUGAUUACAAUGGAAACUAUGGAUUACAGCUUAAAUUUACACUGGAUGCAAGUACUGUAACAGAAGAAGAAUAUUCCAAGUUUUUGGCGUACCUUCGUAACGAUAGCUUGUUUGUCAAUACUUUUGACAAUGAAUCUAGAUUUUGUUAUGGGGUAUUCAGAAUUCCAUUAGCACUGUUCAUGCGAGAUCCAUCUGAAACAAGUGUACAACAAACACGAGAAUAUGACGUUAUUGAAAGUUUAGAAAGUAUAAUAACAGACGAAGGUUUUGCUGAAGAGCUGAAAGGCACACAUUUGGGAAAGAUUGUAGUCACUGUCAGUAACGUGGGCAAGCCUGCCGAAUCGCAGAUCAACAAAUUCGUAAAAGCUAAACAAAAAUAUGAAGCUACUUCUCGGAAGAAAAAACCAGAUGGGCCAACUCUAAGUCUGUAUGACCAGUAUAACUUCUUGACAAGCCUUAAAGAACCAUCAUUCAAAGAGAUUGAACAAAUGAACAACAAACAGCUGAUAGAAUAUUGCUCUUCAAAAUUACAGAAGGUUAUGGAAUACCGCAAUAAGGAAAAAACAAAUGUAAUUCUACACAAUAUUGAAGAGAUGCUCACCUCACACAAAGUUAUCUAUGCCUCUUUUGGAGAGCUUGAGUAUUUUGAAAUUCCAUUCAAAAAUAUGUAUACUAAGGAUCAUGCUUUUACUGUAGAGAUUGAGCAAAAAGAAUUGAGUCUGUCAAUGAUUGUGGACGAAGAAGAACGACUGAUGUUGAGCGACUUUCAACAAAACUGGAAAUGCAUUCAAUUACAGUCGCAGGGAAGUUAUGCCUAUAGAUUUUCGCUACAAAGCAAUGUACAAUGUCAAAUUCCUUUCAAAUUCCAAUGUUUCUCAGAUAUGGGAGAAAAUAGUAAUGUUGAAGAAAUUAGAGUUCUGGUUAAAAACAGUUCUGGGUCUAUCUUGAAGAUUAUCAAAAUCAGAGUUGUGCCUAGAAGUUUUGUUAUUCAUCAGAAUUUUGAAUUUUUCCAUCCUGUGGUUGAAACUGUUGGGCGAGUCACUUACAAAAAGAAAGUCAAGUACUCCCUUGCCGAAUUUGGGCAUGAACAUUUGCAUGCGGCUAACAUUUUUGUGAAAACCAAUGGUAAUAUUUAUGCAAGCACAAGCUCCUAUGCAAAUAGCUCAUCAUUCAUUAGCAUCGAUUUAAAAUCAACCCUUGUCAAUAACACCAAAUCUUCUGGCUAUGUAUUGAUAUUUGGAGACCAGUAUUUCCAUAGAUUAAUAGAAAUAUGGAAAGUGGUUAUCAUUCCAGUACAAACAUUCACAUUUGACGCAUUAAUAGGACAAACAAAUUAUUCAGAAUUCCAUAUUCCAAAACUUUCCGUGUCGAGUGACGCUUAUGUUCGAUGUGAGAAAAUAGAUACUGAUCAUAUCGAUUGCUCCUUCGAAGAAGAAACAUUGCAAGUCAAAUUUACGCCAGAUUUAAAUGCUGAAAGAGGAACCAUCAACUCAAUGUUUCAUAUUCUGGAAACUAGUCAUUCAGGAACGAAACUGCUGGCGAGAUAUUUCUUUAAAAUUAAUUUGCAACAGCAAACACCCUCAAAAACCUACAAUCAUGUCAUUCCUAUCAACUCUACUGAAAAACUUAAACUGUCAUUUGUCAAUGCAGAACCAAGAACCAUCGAUUAUACAAUUUCCUCCAAUCAUCCUGAGUUGUUAAGAUUUAAGGUUGAACAAGUGACCCUCGCUCCUGGGCAAAGGCAUGUGAUCUACAUGAAAUUCUUCCCUUGCUUCACAAUAGGUUCUCAAGAGAUAUUAUUAUACAUCAACAGAAAGGAGGACAAUCAAACAGUUAAAUGUCUAGGUAUCAACGUUAAGUAUCAAUAA
Molecule: messenger RNA, 4206 nt
Organism: Naegleria fowleri
Lineage: Eukaryota; Heterolobosea; Eutetramitea; Acrasida; Naegleriidae
Exons: 5
Coding region: 1-4206 (1401 amino acids)
Biological process (GO): negative regulation of canonical Wnt signaling pathway
Cellular component (GO): cytoskeleton; non-motile cilium
Source: RefSeq, a predicted model, not a curated record